Molecule: messenger RNA, 3713 nt
Organism: Diaporthe batatas
Lineage: Eukaryota; Fungi; Ascomycota; Sordariomycetes; Diaporthales; Diaporthaceae
Exons: 4
Coding region: 239-3391 (1050 amino acids)
Biological process (GO): protein phosphorylation
Molecular function (GO): protein kinase activity; ATP binding
Source: RefSeq, a predicted model, not a curated record
CUUGACUGAGAGCAAAAGACGUGUGCUCGUCUUUCUUUUGGCCAAGGGUCCACUCGAUGUUUUAUGACAAAGUCCCUGCUCUUGCUCAGACUUGUUAAUGCUCAAUUGUGCCUGAGCUUGUGAUUACCAACAUCCUCUUGUUAAGCAGGGCAAUAAGCAUUCAGCGUUGGGCGAGACGUACAGCAGCAGCAGCAGUCAGACCGUGGCUACCUAGUCUGUGCGAGGCCUACUCUCUGAGAUGUCGGAUCUCGACGGAGCCCCGGUCACCGGAGCCGAGGCCACCACGAUGGAGUCCAGGUCGACAUGGUCGUCGACUUCGUCCGCGGAGACGGAGUUAGACAACUUCUGGCACGACUCAUCCUUGUCGAACCAUUUUUACACCACACAGGAUACCACACUAGACACUUUCAACUUCAAUGAUGACAGCCUCUUCUUUGGACCAUUCGAUUCCUGCAGCAAUUCUCUGACUCCCAGCCGGGAUCAACCCAUCGGUCAUGCGACACAAACGUCCACUGCUGGCGUCGACUCCAUCGACUUUGCCAACCACCCACAGCUAGACUUGGGUUUCCCUCAAGAGCUCCUACCUUCUGGGACGGAUCUUGACAGCGCAGUGACGGAGGGAGAGUCUAUGGACCUUUCGUGGACAAUGAUGGGCCUGGAAGACGGGUCAGGCCAGUCCCUCAAAGACAAGAUCAACAACGCCCUUGUCCGGGGAGAUGGUGGGCGCCUCUUCAUCCCGGAAGAUGCACUUCAAACUGUUCUGUCACAGCAAGCAGUCCAUGCUGAGCUGAUCAGCCAGUUCCCCCAUUUGCCGGCCCAAGACGUCCAGAAGAUGGCUACUAGCAUCACAGCCAGUGGACAAGAUCUUAGGCUACUCCGUGUCUUUGGGCUUCUUGUGCUCUUGGCCAAGGUUGAUAGCAUUACCGUCUUCCUAGCAAAGGAACACCUGGCGCUGCCGCUGGUGGAUUUCACAGAUCCCUGCCUGAGCAACUGGACCCAGGCAGACAUUGAAGCCUUCGAGAGCACACAGUGGCGCUUCUUCUCUCCGGUCUUCACCAACGUGACCAAAGAACAGGAUGAUUACGUCGAUCUUGAGGACAAGAUAAUUCUUCCGUACAUCGAAUCGUGGGAGGACAAGAAGCAGAACCACUACAAGGGUGGUAACUCCGAGGUCUGGAAGGUCAAGAUCCACGAGGCCCAUCAUAACUUCAAGAACCUACAAACAGCCAUGCCUAAUAAUCCGUACUUUGCCAUCAAGAGGCUCAAGUCCAAGGAUGAGGAGGCCUUCCACCGAGAAGUUCGCAACUUGCAACGCCUGCACAACGCAGAUCAUCCAAACCUGCUGUCCCUUCUGGCAACGUACAAGUACAAGGGCAGCUACCAUUUGGUGUUCCCUUGGGCCGAGAGCGAUCUUCGAAGACUUUGGCAGUCCACGGAUAACCCGCAGCAACCCGGAAAGGAGGACAUGCGGUGGCUGGCGAACCAGUGUGCUAGUAUUGCUGACGCCCUCAAGUCUGUACAUGCUGGUGCCGAAUCCUGGCUGAAAACCACCGACGACCCUGCCGGCCAACAGAGACUGAUGAACAAGAUUGGAAUUCACGGUGAUAUCAAACCUGAAAACAUUUUCAUCUUCUCAAAGGGCCAGAAGGCCAAGGAACUUGCCAUGGGCCCGCCCACCACCGGCAAAGGCAGCAGCAGCACACCCUCGGAUAGAAGCUCGAGGAGCGAAAGCCCCUCGAGUGUCACAGACGACAGAGACUUUGUUAUUGGUGACUUCGGAGGUGGUGACUUCUACGACGCAUCCAAGAACCCCGAUCCCCUUCGCCAAAUGACAGUCACAUACAGACCGCCGGAGUAUGAUACUAAACUCAAGCCCGUCUCCCGAUCUUGGGAUGUCUGGGGUCUGGGUUGUACCUAUCUUGAAUUCGUGACCUGGUUCCUUCUGGGUCGUGCGGGCCUCAAGGAAUUCGCGAAGCGCCGUACCACAAGGACUGCCUCUGGCAAGCUGUCCGACGAGUACUUCGAUACAUUCGUGGACCCCAGCCAGACGGGAGGAGUUGGCGCCAUCCUCAAGGGAUCAGUCCUUGCCUGGAUCAACGAUCUCUCUCGCCACAAGAACGCGUCUCCCUUCAUCCGGGACUUCUUGAACUUCAUCACCCACCGAAUGUUCAUUAUCGAAGGCGCCACUGCCGACCGUGCAUCUGGUGACGAAGUUGCCCAUCACAUGAAUACCCUGAACGAGAAGUGUCGUCAGGACGAUUCAUACUGCGCACCAAGCCCGCUUGCUUCGUCCCUAUGGGAGGUAGAGAGCAGUGUCAGCAGUGUCACAACAAUGUCAUCAACCAGCCCUGAUGACUUCACCCUUGACUUCACGACCACCGAGAAUAUCCCUGGGGCUUCAAACAGCGCCUGGAACUUCUCGAUGGAUCUCAGCCCUCUUCAGUGGAAUACGGCUCCAAUUCUCCCAGCGAAUGGGCUCGCGCCCUACGACAGCCUCAACUGUGCUGAUGUGCUUGGCACAUGGAAUUAUACGGCACCAGUGAUGUGGAACAACGAAGUCUUCAGCCAGCCAAGCGCUUCGGUUGAGAAUAAGCGCAAGAGGAAGGUGAGCGAAGAGACCGAGAGUUUUGAGAGGCGAGUCUCGCCGAAGACCAGCACCAGCCCGCAGGAGAGUGGCUCUUCGACGGCUGAGGAGUCGCCCGCGGCAAGCAGCCUGAAAGCAGGCGAAAAGAGAUUUGCCUGUCCAUAUUACAAGAGUAACCCAGGCAAAUUUCGACAAAAGAGAACAUGCUGCGGCCCAGGGUGGCCAACCGUACACAGAGUGAAAGAGCACCUGUACCGGUGCCACACUAUUGGAAAACAUACCUGCAGCCGGUGUCUCAAGAAAUGCAAGAGUGCAUCAGAGCUUCUGGCGCAUCAGCGGACUUCGGUUCCGUGUGAGACCAAGACAGACGCGUUUCCGGAGGGGACCAUGAUGCCAUCCCAAGAAGAAGCCUUGAGGAUCAAGAAACGGGUACCUCCAAACACAACGGAAGAACAGAGGUGGAAUGAGGUGUACCUCACACUGUUCCCUGAGGGGACUGGUGCCUUGCCUUCGCCUUUCUACGAGGACGAGCAAACUGAGACACGUCUUCCCGAAAGCUCUACUGGCAAGCAAGUGGAUACAUCCGAUCCGUGGCUUUGCACCGCCUCGGAGUAUGAGACAUACCUGAGUCAGAGCCUGCCACCGCGAGUCCAGCGUGAGCUAGAAAGGGAGGUCCAGCGCGAGUUUGGCUUUGUUGGAGACGCGGCGCAGACGCGAAAAGUGGUGGAUAUGGUGCAAAAAUUGCAGCUGCGGCUGUUUAAACAGUUCGAGAGUCAGAGGGCGGCGCCGUCAUCAUCGACACAAUAAGAGCGGGGCGGUAGUGAUCUAGUGAACGACGGUGAAUGUUCUAAAAGUCCUGGAAGAGGAACGGUGCACCCUUUCUAUAUGGAUUUCUAAGCGGGCGUAUAUGCUGUUUUUACUUGAUGCUAUUAUAUGACGGAUCGGUUGCUUCAUCGCUCGAGCGAAUGACGUUUUCAUGGCAUCGCAGGUUAUGAUAAUGACACAUAGGAACCGCGAAUAUGAACACUCUGUACGCGCAUGUAUCGCGAAUCUGCGUCUCAAUGUGCGCCAUUACGUCUUGUCGCGGGUCUGUGCUUCUAAGUUCCUGUUUGUUCGGGUCCCGAAGUCU